Messenger RNA from Rhodamnia argentea, 513 nucleotides. RefSeq lists its product as uncharacterized. The record is from RefSeq and is a predicted model, not a curated record. NCBI's taxonomy places the organism in Eukaryota, Viridiplantae, Streptophyta, Magnoliopsida, Myrtales, Myrtaceae. The transcript has a single exon. Bases 1 to 513 code for a protein of 170 amino acids.
AUGAGUGGAACAGAAGCACCACCGUCGGGAGCUACUACUAAUGACCCGAGGGUGGAUGGUAUUUUAGAGGCGCCGACCCAAGUGGGAGCAUUGAUGGCUCAGCAGGCACAACAACAGGUUGCGGUUAAUGCUGGUGGGGGUGAGCGUCGUACCCAAGGACUAAUAGAACAAUUUUUAAAGUUGAAACCUUCCAAGUUUACGAGAACUGGAAAGCCUGAAGAGGCGGAACAAUGGAUCGAGGAAAUGGAAAAAAUAUUCAGGCUAUUGAAUUGUACUGAUGUAGAUAAGAUGACCUUGGCAGAGUAUCGGACGGAUGGGAAUGUCAUGUAUUGGUGGCAAGCAAUGAAGGACACGGUAUUCCUUGCAGGAAUAGUGAUAGUUUGGGAAAAUUUUGUCACUACCUUCUAUGAGAAGUAUUUCUCGAGAUGUGCUAGAGAUAGAAAGUCGACAGAGUUUGUGGAAUUGAAGCAAGGCGAAAGGACAGUAGAUGAGUAUGAUGCGAAGUUCUCAUAA